Ceratitis capitata (Mediterranean fruit fly) is the source of this 1512-nucleotide messenger RNA. Its product is annotated as 3-oxoacyl-[acyl-carrier-protein] reductase FabG. The record is from RefSeq and is a predicted model, not a curated record. The transcript has 3 exons. Gene Ontology annotation, molecular function: oxidoreductase activity. Bases 489 to 1331 code for a protein of 280 amino acids. NCBI's taxonomy places the organism in Eukaryota, Metazoa, Arthropoda, Insecta, Diptera, Tephritidae.
GACGACUGAAGGACAAUAACAGCUGCGGAUGGGUAAGAAACAGAGCAGCCAAGAACGAAAGAACUCUCGAUACCUGAACUGAAAAUAAACUCACCACCGACUAAGCAGGUUAUAGCAGAUAGCUCAGUUGCAUAAUCUUACUGGCAGAAGUUCUAUUGGAUUGGUUGCCGAAAAUCUAUAGCGGAUUGGAUUGGUAAAUACAAGGAAUGCUUCACUGCUUAAGGAUAGACGUCUAGAAGUCAUAAACAGAUGAGAUAAUAUAACACCGAUGCUAGGAGGAAUUACCUCUGUCAGCCGUCUAUUAUCCUGUAUGAGGGCUGAGUUACACCCAGCUUGUGACUGGCAUUAUUAAUUCAUUAAAUCGAUUUGUUCCAGAGCAAAACAAACAGCUGAAAGUCUUAGGGUAUCGAAGCCAGACUUUUGGACACCAAGAAACCAGAAUAUUUGUAAUAGAGAACAAUCCAAGGGUGUAUAACAGCAUUUGGCGGAUGGAAAAGAAUGAAUACAGACACUGUGACAAGGUCACUAAGAUAGAGCACUCGUUAGUGACGAAACUAGUGUAUGGUGAAACUAGUGCCAGCUCUGGAAUUGGCGCCGCUGCUGCUGUGAAGUUUGCAGAAUUUGGUGCCAAAUUAGCAUUGAUUGGACGAAAUUAUGAAAAUCUCAAGGAAAUUGCAAAGAAAUGCGACAAUGCAGCAGGAGAUAAAGAUGAAAAUAGCUAUGGCACGCCACUUCUAAUAAGAGCAGACUUGACGGAUGAAGAAACAACGGCAAAUAUAAUAGGUGAAGUUUUAAAACGUUUCGGACAACUAGAUGUGUUAGUGAAUAAUGCAGGAAUCAUCGAGAAUGGAACUAUUGAGAACACAACACUGGCGCAGUUCGAUAGAAUAAUGGAUAUGAAUGUUCGAUCUGUUUAUCAACUUACAAUGCUCGCAGUUCCCGAAUUGAUUAAAACUAAGGGCAAUAUAGUAAAUAUAUCAAGUGUUUGUGGGCUUCGCGCUUUCCCCAAUGUCCUGGCAUACAAUAUGUCUAAAUCAGCAAUUGAUCAGUUUACACGCUGUGUUGCUUUAGAACUUGCUCCAAAAGGAGUACGUUGUAACUCUGUGAAUCCCGGUGUCGUAGUAACAAACUUACAUAAAAGCUCUGGAAUGAAUGAUGAGGCGUAUGAGAAAUUUUUGGAACAUUGUAAGACUACACAUGCCCUCGGUCGUGCUGGAGAUGUAGAGGAGGUUGCGAAUGCAAUCUGUUUUUUGGCUAGUGAUUUGGCCACUUUUACUACUGGAAUGAAUAUGCCUGUGGACGGUGGUAGGCAUGCUAUGUGCCCCAGAUAAAUAUCUACUUAUAUACACCUGUUGAAUAUGUCUUCUACAUUCUAAUGCGCGGUUGAUCUACUUUAUGUAACUGCAUUUAAAUUAUAUGCAUUCUCUAUUUGUUAUGUACAUAUGUACGUGUAUGUAUAUAUAAAAAUAAUAAAUAAUAAAAAUAACUAUAACUUACAAUUAUGAAUAGGCA